This is a messenger RNA of Mercurialis annua (annual mercury), 1748 nucleotides long. RefSeq names its product cytochrome P450 CYP749A22-like. Bases 105 to 1631 code for a protein of 508 amino acids. Gene Ontology annotation, molecular function: monooxygenase activity; iron ion binding; oxidoreductase activity, acting on paired donors, with incorporation or reduction of molecular oxygen. The record is from RefSeq and is a predicted model, not a curated record. Lineage: Eukaryota; Viridiplantae; Streptophyta; Magnoliopsida; Malpighiales; Euphorbiaceae. The transcript is spliced from 5 exons.
CAUAAACCCAAAAUAGAAAACAACACUAAUCUUUCUAACUCGGAGAUUCCAUUGGCUUUGCAUAUAAAUGCUUUCUUCUAACCGUAUAAAUAAAAACAGAAAUUAUGAUUGUUUUGAUUUGGAGUUGGGUAUUUUCAUGCUUGGCAUUCACUUUUCUCGUCAAAUUUUUAUAUGAUGUAUGGUUGAAUCCAAUCAGAAUACAGAGUGCACUAAGGUCACAGGGAAUUAGAGGCCCUUCGUACAGAUUCAUUUAUGGAAACUCAAGGGAUUUAGUGAAACUGAGAGACGAAGCCUUGCGCAGUUCUACUGAACUAUCGUCACAUCAAAUACUACGUAGAGUUCAGCCUGACAUUUAUUUAUGGACCAAGCUGCAUGGGAAAAACUAUGUGAGUUGGAUCGGUACUCGCCCUCAGUUGUUCGUCACUGAACCUAAUCUGAUCAAAGAGGCACUCUGCAAUAAAGAUGAAGCAUAUCAAAAGCCAGAGUUUGAAUCUUAUGUUAAACAUAUGUUUGGGGAUGGACUUGGAACUACACAAGGAGAAAAAUGGCAUCGACAGCGUAAACUUGCCAAUCACGCAUUUCAUGGCGAUAGCUUAAAAGGUAUGAUUCCAGCAAUGAUCUUAAAUGUGGAGAUAAUGCUGAAGAGAUGGAGACAGAAUGAAGCAGACAAAGAGAUAGAGGUGUACCAAGAAUUCAAGUUAUUAACAUCCGAAAUUAUUUCUAGGACUGCCUUUGGAAGCAGCUAUAUAGAGGGGCAGCAGAUUUUUGACAUGCUAGGGAGACUCACUCUUAUCCUCAACAGAAACAAUUAUCGAGUUGGAAUUCGCGUAUUAGAAAAAUUUUGGAAAACGAGAGACGAGAUUGAAUCAGAAAAACUGGAGCAAGGGAUUCGAGACUCGGUUUUAGCGAUGAUAAAGAAGAGAGAAGAGAGUGAAGUUAAAAGCAGUGGAAGUGAUUAUUUUGGAGUACUCAUGAAAGCUUACAAGGAAACUGAUAAAACAAAAAAAAUAACAAUACAAGACAUAAUUGAUGAAUGCAAAACAUUUUACAUUGCUGGACAUGAGACUACCUCUAGUUUACUCACUUGGUGUAUGUUUCUUCUAGCCAUUCACUCCGAUUGGCAACAAAAAGCAAGGCAGGAGGUUAUUGGCUUAUUAGGCCAACAAAAUCCUACUUCAGAUGAUCUCACAAGAUUAAAGAUUAUGACUAUGAUUGUCAACGAAACUUUAAGGUUAUACCCUCCUAUUACUAAUCUAAUAAGGGAAGUUAAAAAGGGAAGCAGAUUGGGGAAGCUACUAGCACCAGCUACAUUGGACUUAUUUAUUCCGCCUUUAGUUAUGCAUCAAGAUCCUCAAAUUUGGGGAGAAGAUGCUCACCUCUUCAAACCCGAAAGAUUCGCCGAAGGUAUAGCUAAAGCUACGAAGAAUAAUAUUACUGCUUUUGUUCCCUUUGGUUUAGGACCAAGAAAUUGUGUGGGCAUGAACUUUGCCCUAGCAGAAACAAAGAUUGCUCUCUGCAUGAUCCUGCAGCGUUACAGUUUUAGUUUGUCAUCAAAUUAUGUUCACUCACCUACUCUAGCUAUUGGAUUGUACCCACAAAAAGGCCUUCAGAUCAAUCUUCAGACAUUGUAAGACAUAUUAUGAAGCGGAUCAAAUAAAGUAUUUUGGAAAAAAUAAAAUUGCUAAGAUACGAAGAAGAGUUUGAGUUUAGGAGCUUCUUUCUUUCUUGUAAUACGAUGAAAAAAUUGU